AUGCCGAAUUAUGUCACAAUCGAAAGUCAAAUCAACGCAGUGGACAAUCUCAAUGAUCCAGUGCCAAGCUGGAACCGGCCAGCCACGAUUUUGGGCACCACGCUCGCUUUCAGUGCCAUAACGUCGAUCUGCGUCUCCUUCAGAUUACACACGAGAUUCUUCGUUCUUCGAGUGCCAGGAUGGGACGACUAUAUGAUGGGGGCAGCGAUGUUGGUAGGAGUUAUUGGAGUUGUUUGCAUGUGUCUAGCGCCAUAUCUCGGAGGCCUGGGUGAACAUUUUGUCGAAUUGUCGGCCGAAAAACGAAAAACAUAUUUCUUCCUCUUUUACCUGGCAGAUGGCAGUUUCGUCACUUCGGUUGGAAUGAUUAAAAGCUCCUUAUUAUUACAAUAUCUCCGGGUAUUCAAACGACAUACCGUCCACCGAGAUGCCUGCCUGGUUGUAUUGAUCGCCGUCGCAAUCUGGGGUUCUGUCACGACAUUCAUGGCUUGGUUCCCAUGCUUUCCGAUUAGAGGGUACUGGGAUUGGAGUAUAAAGGACAGAAAAUGCUAUGGGUACGGGUCGCUCUAUGUUUCCGACCAUUACGCAACUUUCCUCGCACAUUCGAUCGCCAACAUGCUCCUGGACAUUAUUAUUCUACUCCUCCCGACACCACUUCUUUGGGAUUCGGACACAUUGAAGCGAACGAAGCUUGGUAUCGCCGGUUUGCUAACGCUAGGGCUCAUUGCGAACAUUCUUGCAGUACUUCGCCUAGCCGAAACAGUCAAACACAAGGCCAUGUCGCACCCGACCUUCGACCACUCUUGGUACGCACCGCCUCUCUGUCUACUUGGUAUGCUCGAGGUCAACGUUGCAUGCAUAGGCGCUUCCAUCCCCGUCUUCUGGCCCGUCAUUAGGAGCACAAUGAACGCCAUUUUUGUCACCCGCGAGAUUGAUGUGCAGGUUGCAUCUCGCAGCAUGCACCUGGAGCGUUCCGAAAGUCUUUACAGCCACGACAAGAGCGAUGGGGAGCGGAGGUUGUGGAAUAACUCUCGCGGGGAAUCGAGCCAUAAUGAACACUAUAAAGACACAUACAUUAUGGAUCAUGUUGACCCCCUGCGGAAGAAGAAAUCCGGGGCGGUUGAUUCCGUCAUCACAGCAGAUCGAAACAAAUACUAA
Molecule: messenger RNA, 1155 nt
Organism: Clonostachys rhizophaga
Lineage: Eukaryota; Fungi; Ascomycota; Sordariomycetes; Hypocreales; Bionectriaceae
Source: the annotation of a GenBank genome assembly